Molecule: messenger RNA, 885 nt
Organism: Penicillium olsonii
Lineage: Eukaryota; Fungi; Ascomycota; Eurotiomycetes; Eurotiales; Aspergillaceae
Source: the annotation of a GenBank genome assembly
AUGACAAGCAACAUUGCGCAAAAAGGCCCCCAAAAAAGUCCUCUCCUCCUGCACAACCGCAGCAUUGCACGAGCAACAGCCCACGCCGCAGCACUAGCACCCAACGCAGAAGCCGUCGACCUUCCCACAGCACUCAGCGCAGAACUAAUCUUCAUCUGCGUCGGAGACGACACAGCCCUCGACGCAGUAGUUUCCAAUAUCCUAUCUCAACCAACAGAUCUAAGCAACAAGACAUUCAUCGAUUGCUCGACCGUUCAUCCAGACACAUCACGAAAGACCGAGAAAGCGUUCGCAGCACGCGGAGCGGACUUCGUCGCUUGUCCCGUCUUCGGAGCGCCGAAUAUGGCAGACGCAGGACAAUUGAUUGUUGUUCCGGCCGGGAAGCGAAGUGCGAUAGAGAAGGUUCGGCCGUUCUUCGACGGAGUCGUCGCGAAGAAGACGCUUGAUUUGUCUGCUGGGUCUGGGGCUGAUAUUGAUGUUGGAAGGGCGGGGAUGUUGAAGGUAUUGGGGAAUACGUUUAUUUUGAAUACGGUUGGAGUGUUGGCUGAGUCGUUGUGUGCGGCUGAGGCUUCUGGGUUGGGGGUUGAGCCGUUCAAGGAGUGGCUUGGAUUGUUUGCGCCUGGGCCUUUUGCGAAUUAUGCGGAGAGAAUGGAUAGUGGGGAUUAUUAUAAGCGGGAGGAGCCGUUGUUUGCGGUUGACUUGGCGCGGAAGGAUCUGAGACAUGCGGCGGCUGUUGCUGGGGAGGGGGGAUUGAGGAUGCGGAAUGUUGAGGUGACGGAUUCGUUGUUGCAGGAGGUUAAGGCUGAGCGUGGGGAGAAAGGUGAUUUGGCUGCUGUUUAUGGUGCUGUGAGGAAGGGGGCGGGUAUGAAGUUUGAGAAUGAGUAG